Messenger RNA from Aspergillus aculeatinus CBS 121060, 465 nucleotides. RefSeq lists its product as uncharacterized. The annotation marks the transcript as partial. Lineage: Eukaryota; Fungi; Ascomycota; Eurotiomycetes; Eurotiales; Aspergillaceae. The record is from RefSeq and is a predicted model, not a curated record. The transcript has a single exon.
AAAGAGAGGAGAGAACAAGUCUGGCAAGAGCGCUACCAAGCUCUAGUCAGGCAGCGGUUGGCAGACCGAGAGAUAAUCCAGCAACAAGAACGCCUGUUAUUGCAGGCACGUGAGGAAGCGACGGAGAGGGACGGACGUCACCGGGAAGAGCUCGAUCGCUUGUACUCCAAGCUGAAUGCUCUGCAGACUGGCCCGUUCAAGUCAUUGGGAGAUGAUCUGAUCGUGAAUCAGAUGCGCCGGCUGAAUCAACUCCUCGACAACUGGGUCAAAGUCAACUUCAAAGAUGUGACAAAGAUAACACCAGAAUCGAUUGAGGCAGACGGGCAGCUCCAUGCGCCCCAGCGACGGGCCUGGGUUCAUGCCACUGUCGCCAAUCUUAUCCAUGCUGAGAUAUUUGAACCCUACCACUUCUGGUUGCCUCAAAACCCUCUGGGAGAUUUUCUGUCUAAGAUAGAACUCAACGUC